Endocarpon pusillum Z07020 is the source of this 1065-nucleotide messenger RNA. RefSeq lists its product as uncharacterized. The record is from RefSeq and is a predicted model, not a curated record. Bases 1 to 1065 code for a protein of 354 amino acids. The transcript has 3 exons. Gene Ontology annotation, cellular component: fungal-type vacuole membrane. Lineage: Eukaryota; Fungi; Ascomycota; Eurotiomycetes; Verrucariales; Verrucariaceae. Gene Ontology annotation, biological process: basic amino acid transmembrane export from vacuole.
AUGGCGGCCAUCCCCCUGACCGGCCAUGAAGCCCUCUCCGGCAUCCUAGGCUCCAUCUCCAUCGCGUGCUGGAUCUUCCUGCUCAUCCCCCAGCUCCUGACCAACUACCGCAACACGUCCGCAUCCGCCCUCUCGCUGCCCUUCCUGCUCAUCUGGUUCCUCGGCGAUGUCUGCAACCUCGCCGGAGCCGCCUGGGCGGGGCUGGUGCCGACCGUGAUCGCGAUCGCGGUCUACUUCUGUUUCUUGGACGCGAUUUUGGUGCUGCAGUGGGGGUACUAUCAUUGGAUCUACCGCGCGGGAGGGGUGGGGGAGGGCGUUCAGGGGAAGACCGAUGCCGGUGCUGCUGCUGCUGCUGUUGCGGAUGGGAAAGGGAACGGACAUGGAAAUGGGAGGGUGGGCGAGGGGGUAGAUAUGUUGGGAGAAGAGGAGCCGCUGCUAGCGCGCCAGAGGAGCGGCAGUAUCACGAUCCCGGGCUCGCAGCGGCCAAGCAGGAAGAGGCGGACAUCCAGUUCUGCCACGGCCGGCUCUGCGACGAGGAGACGGAGCAGCCAAGCCUCGAAUCUCCUGCUCGACCGGAUUCUGGAGGAAGACAACCGAGGCACAGCCACGAAGACGUGGAUGAAGAACCUGAUUUCGAUACUCGGUGUGAUAGUGGUAGGCACAGCGGGCUGGGCGAUUGCAUGGGGAAGCGGGGCCUGGACGCCUACUCCCGUCGACUCCGGCUCUGGUGGUGCUGGUACAGGUGCCACCGGCCCAUUCGGGGCGCAGAUCCUCGGCUACGGGAGCGCGGUCGCCUACCUGGGAGCGAGGAUCCCGCAGAUUGUCAAGAAUGCUCGCGACCGGAGCUGUGAGGGACUCUCCCUCCUCUUCUUCAUCCUCUCCCUAAGCGGAAACCUCACGUACGGUGCCGGCAUCAUGGCCCAUUCCCUCCGUCGAGAUUACUUACUCAUGAACACACCGUGGUUGGUGGGCAGUCUCGGGACGAUGUUGGAGGACGCCAUUAUAUUCACACAAUUUCAUAUUUAUGCUAAGAACAGCGAUGGCGCGGAGGAGGCUGUUGUUUGA